Molecule: messenger RNA, 2229 nt
Organism: Penaeus monodon (black tiger shrimp)
Lineage: Eukaryota; Metazoa; Arthropoda; Malacostraca; Decapoda; Penaeidae
Product: poly(A) RNA polymerase, mitochondrial-like
Biological process (GO): mitochondrial mRNA polyadenylation
Molecular function (GO): nucleic acid binding; poly(A) RNA polymerase activity
Source: RefSeq, a predicted model, not a curated record
UCCAAGAUGGCCGCGCCCUGUGUUUACAGUCCGGCUCCGGAGAUACCCUAAUGACCUGAUAUACUCCGUUUACUUUAAUUAAAUUCCAGGGAUGUUGUUUCCCCAGAAUAUGCCUCUGUUGAGGACUUUAAAAUGCAAUAUUAUACUGCCCAGAAUACCUUUCCAUUUGUAUAACAGGAACUACUGCCAUAGUGGUGCAGGUGAGUCUUUUGUGCCGUUUGAUGCGCUGGUGAGCCAAAGGCGGAAUGAGGCUCGCAGGUCACUCUUGGUGGAGGUGGCAGGGCUACCCUCGUCUGUAGACCUGCACCAGGUGUGCAGUCAGUAUGGAGCUGUGCAGAAGAUGUUCCAUUAUACCACCAGACAAGGCAGUGUCAAUAAAGAGAUGAUCCUCGUGGAGUUUGACAAGGCAGAAUCCCUGGAAAGAGCGCUGCAGUCAACACGUUCACCUCCGAUUGAUCGCAUCAUACCUGUUCACUCUCCCUUUGUGUGGCUCUCAGCCAGCCAGCCUGCACCCCGUAACAGGAAGGCCAACAUCGGUAGUUCCACAGACAUCAUCCAAGAGACGGUGCCUUCUGAUGAAGAACUUCAGCUGCAGUUGUCUCAGAGUAGAGAUUUGUCAGAGCAGAUACAAAAUGUGUAUGAAUGCCAAAAAUUGACAGAGUUAGGUUCAAGACUGAGGUUUUUUACAUGCAGACAGGUAGAAGUCGCUCUCUCAGGCCUCUUCCCACAGGCUUGCAUCCUUCCAUUCGGUUCGUCUGUCAACUCCUUUGGGCGAGUCAACUGUGAUCUGGACAUGAUUUUGGAACUGUUUGAUGUCUCUAAUCAGGACAGCACUCAGCGCUUGGUCUUCCAAGCCAAGAAGUCACGGUCUGCGGCCAAUCCUCGCAUCACUAUGCAGCGCCACAUGGAGGUCAUUUCAGAUAUUCUAGAUAAUUUUGUGCCUGGAUGUUCUCAGGUGAGGAAGAUUCUGGCAGCUCGCGUUCCCAUUAUCAAGUAUCGUCAAGAUCUAACUGACAUGGAGUGUGACCUCUCUAUGGCCAACAGGAGUGGUUUUUAUAUGAGUGAAAUGUUGUACCUGUAUGGAAGCAUGGACAAGAGAGUGCGGCCAUUAGUCUUUGCCAUUCGGAAAUGGGCAAAGGAUCGCCAUGUUACUUCGCCAUACGCAGGGCGCUGGGUUACCAACUUUUCCCUGACACUCCUGGUCCUCUUCUACUUAAUGAAAACUUCACCACCUGUCAUUCCACCCCUCCAGACGCUUAUCAAGUUAGCAGGUGACGAUGAUGUACGCACAGCAGAUGGCAUCAACUGCACCUUCUUGCGAGAUUUGAGGAUAGUAACAGCCUCAGAUAAUAAGCAAAGUCUGGAAGAUUUACUGAGAGGUUUCUUUGAGUUUUAUGAUAAAUUUAGUUUCAAGGAAAGAGGCUUGUCGAUUGUGAGGGGUGAUGACUUCGUGAAGCCAGAACACAGUGCGUUGUACAUUCAGAACCCCCUUGAACGCGAGUUAAAUGUCAGCCGUAAUGUGACGCUGGAGGAACUAGAGAGACUUCGCACAGAAAUCACACAUGCCAGAUAUAGAUUAGAGGAAUAUACUCAACAUAUUGAGGAGCAGGAGCAGCAACCAUGGGGCCUCCUCAGCUUGUGGGGGACAUCCCGUAAGCCCCAGGCACACAGAGGUCUCAAUGCCUCCAUAGACUGGCAGGGGGUCUUCCACAUACAGGAACAGGAAACUCCUCCCACCUCCAAUAAACAGUUGAAUGUGUUGCCAGUGCAUGCAGCUACAAAGUCCAAUGAGAAGGUGCCAAGCAAUGGUGAAAAGGCAAGGAACAACACCAAGUUCCAGCCAGUGGAACGGACCAAAAUGUUAAAGGAGGAACUCAUUAUGCCGUCAGACCUGAAUGGCUUAGUGACAAAAUUGAAGAGGAAUGUGGUGCAGAAGAAUGCAAAUGGAAGGAAAAAUAAGAAACAGAAAAUGAACAAAGUUAUGUACAAAUGGUGACUUAAGUAAAACUUACUUUUUUUUUUUUUUAAAUCUUGGAAUUCAUGACUGAACUGAAAGUAAGACUGCUUAAUAUUUCAGUAUAUUUCUCAAUUUUACUUGUAUGUUGAUGGGACUGCAAUAAAGUAAUUUAUUUUGUUAUUAGCAAGAACUAAUAAUGAAACAGCUCCCAAAAGUGAUUCUUUUGUACAGUUUUGUUACUGUAAAUAGAAUAUCUAUUGUUUUUCUAGUCA